Molecule: messenger RNA, 341 nt
Organism: Rubroshorea leprosula
Lineage: Eukaryota; Viridiplantae; Streptophyta; Magnoliopsida; Malvales; Dipterocarpaceae
Source: the annotation of a GenBank genome assembly
GGGUUCUUCACCUUCAAAUUUACAUUUAUUUGUACCAAGUGCCAACAUGUUUCAUUCACACCUAGAGCAUGCACAAUGAAAGGAUUAAAGAUAACCGGAAAAUAACUACACCACAGAGAGUCAUCCCAAGGGCCAGAGGAGAUAGAGAAGGAGGUAAGAGAGAGGAGGUCAAGAAAGUGCAAAAUCUGGCAAGAUUCCAGUGAGAUGGCCAGAAAACCUGAGCUAUCAUUUGGCCAGGAAAAACCUAUAAUUUUAUAUUUCAUUUAUUUCUGUGGCAGCUGAUUUUUUCUUUGCAUUGCUUUAAUGACAGCAUUCUUCUUACCUGGCUAAGCAUUGCAUUU